This is a messenger RNA of Homalodisca vitripennis (glassy-winged sharpshooter), 2603 nucleotides long. RefSeq names its product 4-coumarate--CoA ligase 1-like. The transcript is spliced from 9 exons. Bases 67 to 1641 code for a protein of 524 amino acids. The record is from RefSeq and is a predicted model, not a curated record. Lineage: Eukaryota; Metazoa; Arthropoda; Insecta; Hemiptera; Cicadellidae. Gene Ontology annotation, molecular function: CoA-ligase activity.
AGCAUUACUCGCAAUUCCGCACACAUUCUCGCCAGCUCAGUCAGUGCCUGCUCUUACCUGAUCGAUAUGCCACUCAGAGGGGCUGAUAUCGAAAAGGCAUUUCCUCGAUUCUCACCAACCACUUCUGUCCUCCAACUGCUGCUUGAUGGUCUACAUAAAGGUGGUAACCAAAUUGCUCAGGUUGAAGCUCAAUCAGGGAAGAGUGAGAGCUAUGCAGGAAUUCUGCAGCAAAGCUCAUCCAUCGCUGUAGGAUUACAAAGCGCAGGAGUUACUGCAGGAGACAUUGCAGUUCUGUGUUGUGACAAGAGUAUUCUAGCGUACUCAAUCCUUCUGGGAACUAUAUUCACUGGAGCUACAGUUAUCGUAAUUAAUUCUUUAGAUGCCAAUAAAAUACACCAGUGUAUUGGAAGACAUCCAGUGAAGGUAGUGUUUAGUGAUCCUGUUUAUGUGAAGUCUGUGAAUGAGUCAGUAAGUAAGAUGAUCCUUCCACCAUCUCUUGUGGCUACUAUUGAAAUGGCCGACCCUUUCAUUAGAUCCCUCACAAAAUCUGUAGAGGAAUUCAAGCUAUUCAAGGUUGAAAAUGUUAGUAAGCAUAUCCCUCUGAUUUUGUUCACAAGCGGUUCAACUGGAGACCCUAAAGGUGUAGAAAUCAACGAUCUGCUUCUUCAACGGCUUGGAUACACGUUCGAUGAUGAGUCAAUUGAGUCAUAUUUGCUGAUGAGUGCGUUCUCAUGGAUAAGUAGUCCAAUAUCCUUGGUCUCCAGUCUUCUCAAAGGUUACACACUUGUCCUGAGCAACUCUAAGGAUCCUGCACACAACUUGGAAUUCAUUCAGAGAUACAAAGUGAACGGGGUAACUUUGAGUGCAUCUGUGGUAUCCCUUUUCAUGAAAGAACCUUCCCUCUCUCAAUUGGAUUUGUCCUCUCUUUCGAUGGUUGUGAUCGGAGGAGAUGUUGUGUUGAAGCGAGAAGCAGAGAUGUUCAUACAGAAGGUGCUGCAAGGAAGGACAGGUGUACAAAGCUUGUAUGGGAUGACUGAAACUGGAGUCUUGACGACGUGGAGGAACCAAAAUCUCUUGGAUUUGAGCAAGAUUAAUUCAACAGGAUACCUAGCACCAGGAGUUGAAAUAAAAAUUAUGAAUGAUGAAGGUGUAGAAGUACUUACCGAAAGUUUGGGAGAGCUCUGGGUCAAGUCUAUCGCGAUGAUGUCUGGGUAUUGGAACCAACCAGAACUGACUAAGCAGCUAUUUGAUAAUGAUGGGUUUUUCCAAACUGGAGAUGCUGGCUGUUUUGACAAAGAUGGCUUCCUCUAUAUUAAAGGGCGAGUAAAGGAUUUGAUUGAUUUCAAAGGAUCUAAGAUAUCGGUGUCAGACGUAGAAGACAUACUCAAAUCCCAUCCUGCAGUUCUUGAAGCUGCUGUCAUCUCAAAACCCCACCCGGAAAGUUCCCACCAACUUUCAGCGCUAGUGGUGAAGAGAUCAAAAUGUGAUGUCACAAGUGAAGAGAUUGUGGCUUUUGUUGGAGAACAUGUCGAGGAGGCUAAAAAGUUGAAUGGAGGAGUUUACUUCAUUGAUAAGUUACCAAGGACUUCUUCUGGGAAAGUUAAUAGGAGACUUCUUCACGAGAUAUUGUUAUCAAAUUGACUUUGUAUUGCUGUUUACACCAGCUUUUAUUUUAUUAAUUGCACUAAACUUCUAUAAAUAGCUUUACGAAUGUGGUGAAACAUUUUCAUACACUGAGCACAUUCAGAUUGUGUAAGAUAUUACAUGCAGGAUUCUCCCAAGAGAAGCUUAGAAGAGAGAACAAAAUAAUUUAAAUAAAACAAGAAGUCAACAAAUUCCAUAGACAAUUUAUAAAUUUAUGGAAUGUAAGAUAAAAUUAGUAUAAAUCUUCAACAUGUGAAAAAAAAAAUAGAAACCUCCAACAAAAUCUGAAUUGAAUACAUUUAAACAAGAUUAAACAGUAGUUGAGUUCCUUUUGAAGCAAAAUGGUGAAGAUCCAGAUCCAGAAAUGGAAGAAUGAGAAAUCAUGUUCCCAAUGAAAGAUUUCAGAAAACAAACACGUUUGCUACUGACAUGUAGAGAAAACCUGUCAAACCUCAAACCUGCCAACGUCAAAUAUAGUUGUCGCGCCAAACUCUCUCCAUACACUGACAUCAUCUAUAGGUGACACUCGGGCUGAAUGCACUAGACCAAUGUCAACUGUAGGUGACACUCGGGCUAAAAGGACAUGGAUUUUGUUUGUUGGUCUACAGGAAUUUUUUAAAAUUAAGCUGGUCCCUGAAUGGGGUAAUUUUUACUGGUAUUAUGGCAUCCUUUUCUUGUAACUAAAUUUCCAGCAAACAACACUCAACAGGGCAUCCAAAUAAUGUGUUGUCUGUUCUGUGUUGUAAUAGGUCAAUAUCAAGGUUGAAUAUUUUAUAAUACAUUGUUGUGUAUUAUUGGAUUUAUAAAAACACAACUACAGAAAAUAUGUCAGCUACGCCAAGUAUAGUAAUUGACAUCGGUCUAUGAGAAAACUACAUGUAAUUAAUAUGUAUUGCAAUGUAUGCUAUAGACUAACGUCACCUACAAUUGAAACAAAUUAAAGUAUAAUUUACUAAUGA